UCAAAACUCAUAACUGUAGUAUUAUUUAUUUUAGUCUACUGUACUAACUACUAUUCUACAAAUUUAUUAUCUUUAAAGAUAGCGGUCAGGUGUGUUUUAACAGCAUAACUCAAAUAACUUUGGAUGGCUUCAGACAAGGACUUUAACGAUAUCCUCGAUGAUAUUGUUAUGAGUGAAGAUUCUACUCAAAAAGAGAGUUACACAGAAGGCUUUACAGCUGGAGUAGAAGGUGGUAACUCGGAGGGAUUUCACUUAGGUUACCAUAAAGGCGCUCGAUUAGGGAAAGAAUUGGGUUAUUACUUAGGUAUAGCAAACAUACAUUUGGAAAGAAAUGCAAACUCAGAUACUAAGUAUCCAGAUAAAAUAAUCAAACAGUUGGAAAAACUCAAGGAUCUCAUUAAUAGUUUUCCUCAUACAAAUUCUGAAGAACAUGACAUUGUGUCUAUGGCAGAUAAUAUUAGAGUAAAUUAUAAGAAAGCUUGUGCACUACUGAAGAUAUCGUCUGUUAACCCAUAUGAAACUAGUAUCUCUUUUUAAACAUCUUGUAACAACCAAAAUGGAUACUUCAAUGAAAGUACGGGAAAACCUAGACUCCAUCAUGAGCUACUUAACACCACUGCUUCCACUUGCAAAUUGCCAUAUGGUAGAAUUUUUUACAGACAAACAUUGGGAACAUUUGUUGCCACAUAAGCUAC
Leptidea sinapis is the source of this 695-nucleotide messenger RNA. RefSeq names its product protein LTO1 homolog. Bases 124 to 537 code for a protein of 137 amino acids. The record is from RefSeq and is a predicted model, not a curated record. Lineage: Eukaryota; Metazoa; Arthropoda; Insecta; Lepidoptera; Pieridae. The transcript is spliced from 3 exons.